GACUUUGACACAGGGGACUUCUUUUCUUUUUUCGCUUCCCUCUCCUGUUCUCCAGACCUCGGAGUCUGUCUGCUGUUCCCUCUACUCCUUUGAGUCAUGGAGAAAACAGCGCUCUCGUUGCGGUUUUGCCCAUCGCAGGUGCUCUUUGCCAAUGUGCAGGUCGGGACGACCUAUAGCACCGAAAUCAAGGUGCAGAAUGUCGGCCGCAGCAACAAGAAGAUCCGCUUCUUAGGGCCCCAGGACCCGCAGUUCAAGUUGAACAUGAACACUGACAAAAUAGCAAUUGCUUCUGGACUUCAUGUGACAGCUACUGUGACAUAUCAGCCUGUUAAAGCGGAAGACAGUUUUGACAAAAUAUAUGUUUUAGUAGGAAAAAAACAAAUAGAAAUUCCACUGAUUGGGUUGAUUCCAUCUUGUAAUUUGGAAAUUGAGUCAAACGUUAAUUUUGGCACACUCAUUGCUAAUAGUAAAGAAAUUUGUAAGUCAAUUAACAUUAUUAACCAUGGGACAAUUCCAGGUUCAUUUGACAUAGAUUAUCAAGGGAAGUUACCUAUCACUAUAAAACCAAAUAGUGGAAUUGUGGAACCUAAAUCAACAAAAAAUAUUAAAAUUUAUAUAUGUAUAGAUGAGCCUGGAACUGUUAAUGAGUUUGCAAAAGUGAGUUUGCAGGGUGGCAAAGAAACAAUUUUAACUAUUGAAGCGUCUGUUGUUGAACAAAUUAUUGAACUGUUAGAUAUAAGUGGAGAAAAAAGCUUGAAAUGUAUACAAUUUGGAACUGUCUUCUUUGGAACAUCAAAGAUUGAACAUGCAAUUCUGUAUAAUAAUAGUCCUGAACAUAUGAGUUGGGUAGCAGUGAUGGAACAUGAAACAGUUGGAGAAGAAUUGGGUACCAAUCUUGAGCAAAGAAUAGAUGGCACUUUACAUGAUUUACUCUACAUAAGUAAAAUAAGAAACAUAGAUGUUACCACUUUUAUUGCCUGUAUUCCCAACGAAGGAAUUUUAUUACCUUAUGAAAAGGCAGUAAUUACAUUUUGCUUUAGUCCAGAACUGUAUGAUAAUGGUAAGAAGUAUGCUGAUUUGUCCCACAGACAAGACUAUGCUCUGUUUUUGAGAUUUGAGGCAAUACAAAGUAAAGAUUCUUUUCUGAAAGUCAAAGAAGAAAAAAUUACUGAAAGUCAGCACAAAGUGGAGUUAGCAAUCACAGGCUCAGGACUACCUGUCUUAUUAAGUUUUGAUCCAGGAAAAGUUCUUAAAUUCGAACCUUGUUUUAUGGGUCAACGUUCAGAGAUUUUGUGCAGUAUACAAAAUCAUUCCAAGAUACUUCCUAUAGAAUUCAGCUUCCACAAGGCAGCUCAUUUUAAAAUUACUCCAGAAAGAGGCAAAAUACCUGAAGAAAGUAAUCAGAAUGUGCUCUUUUCAUUUGUGCCCCAUCAACUAGGCAUAUUUAAAGUAAAGCAACUAAUGGAUAUACUUGGUUUCGUGGCAGAAGAUGAUUUACUAUCAGUGAAAGUGAAACCUUUUUACCAAGUAGAGUUAAAUUUUACUAGUAUCUGCAAACCUACAACUAAGAAAAUUGAGAUGAAAAUCAUUCCAGGUCUAACACCUCUGAUUACUAAUGUCACUGGACAGUAUGUUGUGGAUGAAACAGGAGAGUACAAAAACUUUGCACCAGUAGCAAUGCUGAAAUCAAACUUAACAUCCAUCCAUGAUCAAGGAGUAAGUGAGCACUUGAAGAAAGAUGCACUGAUUGCCUUUCCUAAUGACCGAAGUGCUAGCCUCAGGUCCGGAGAUCCUCGAGAGGAAUUCAGGACCAUUUUCACAAAAGUUCCAAGAUACAAUUAUGUGGAUCCUGAAUAUGCAUAUACUGAAGAGGAACAAAUGCAAAUACAAGAAAAUAAAGACUACUAUUAUAAUUUCACCUUAAAAUUGGCAAAGCAGAGAAUGCAGAAGAAGUCAGAAAGGGCAUUUAAACUUGCAGAUAAUAAGAUAGAUAUUGGCAUGAAACCAGGAGGAAAACUGAAAUCCCCUCGCCUCUCAAUUGCACAAUUAUUUGAAGAGAUGAACCAACCGGUAAAAUUGCCUUUAAAGGAAAAUUCUCUGCUAACUACUCAAAAUUUGACAGCAAAAGAAGCAGAAUCCACUGCUCUCACUGUAGUUUGUCACACCCCAUCCACGCCGCAAGCAAAAGAAGAUUGCAACUUAAUCUUGUCACCAAAGCAACUUCAUCAAGUAGUAAUUGGUCCAUCUGUCCUUGACUUUGGUGAAAUUUGUGUGAAUCACAUAUGUACUAAACAAGUACAUAUUGUCAAUAAUCUGCUUCUUCAUGUUUUGGUGCGGUUAGAAAUUGAUCAUAAAGAACUAAAGAAUACCUAUCCAUUGUCUUUUGUGAUUCCACCUUCAUCAAAUACAAACAUUUUAAUAGCAUUUGAGAAGACUACCCUGGGGACAUUUUGCAAGUCUUUCAGUUUCACAAUUAACAACAUCCCUAGCGGAAAUAUACUUGUGAAAGCAGUAGUGAUGCCUGUGGCUCUUGAGUUAUCAACUAAAGAGCUGGUUGUAAAACCUACUCAAGGCUUCUUGAUAAAAACAGCAUAUAGAGGGACAAUCAGAUUGUAUAAUCGCCGAAACUGUGAAGCUAAAUUUAAAUGGCUACCAUUGAUUCAAAAUAAUGGGAUUGCAUUUUCGAUACGUCCAGCUAAAGGUAUUGUAAAAGGAUACUCAGCAUUGGAUUGUGAAGUCACCUGGCAACCAAGUUACAGUUCUCCAGACAGAGGCCAAUUUGACCUUCAAGUGUAUAAUGGAAACACUGUGAGGCUAGAUUGUACAGUAAAGCUUGGUCCUGCCAAAGUUAUGCUAUUGGCUCAUCAUGUACUUUUUGAGAAUUGCCCUCAAGGUUUAACAACAUCAAAAAAAACAGUUCUUCAAAAUAUUGGUCAUUAUCAUGCUUACUUUAGGAUUUGUGACCAAGAGCUUCUACCUUUCAUUAAGGUCACUCCAUCUCAUGGCAUAAUACCUGUAGGGGGUUUAACUUCACUCAAUAUUGCCUGUACACCAUAUUUUUCAGAGAGAUUUGAUACAAAAGCAAAGGUAAUGAUACGCCAGGGAAAAGAAUUGGAGCUUAGGAUUGGUGGCUCUAUAGAUAUUGCUGAUGUAAUCAUUAAUCUGAGUCUUUUAAAUUUCCAUGGUGUUUAUGUUGGAUCUACAAAGGUUAUUACAUUUUUACUAAAUAACAAAAGUACAACACGUGCCCGAGUGGAAUUUGACUUAUCAAACUAUCAAGAAUUUACAUUGGAUUUUAAAAACCAAGAAGUCUUUAAAGAUCCCAUGUUUCCUCAUUCAUAUGCUGUGGAAUUAGAAGAAAACUCAUCGAUGGAAUGUGGACUAGCAUUUUCUCCCAAAGAAGUGGCAGCAUAUGACUUCAGUCUUCCAAUUAGUGUUAAUUUUACUGAGGCAACAACACUCUCCUACAUUUGUUCUACAUCAUAUUCUUUUGACACUCAACUCUCGGCUUCUUUAAUCCCGUUAACAGCCCCUUUGAUACCACCAUGUAAUGUCAAAGCAAUUGCACUGCAACCACCAUUGCAGUUAUCCAAAACAGAAUUUUACUUUGAAGUUCCUUUAAAUAAUAAACCAUUGGAUUCUAGUGAUGAAAACCAAAAUAAGCAGGUUCUUACCCUGACUAGCAUCUCAAAACACGAGGUAACCUGGAUUUUGGAUAUUGGUCAUUCAGGCAAAAGAGUAAAAGAUGGCACUUUUUCAUUCAGUGAACUUUCUGGUUCCCUUGUACCAGGUGAAACAGCUAGCAUUUUCAUUAACUUCUGUUCAAUGUGUUCUGGGACAUACACUGCUGAAGUUCCUCUUCAUCUGAAGAAUGAUCCUGUCUGCUACCGAAUGUUAACUCUAACAGGAACUGUAAGAUCACCUAAGUUAACUUUUGACCCUCCAUUUGUGUUUUUGACUCCUGUACCCUUGGGUGUAAAAACUGGGCUAGAUAUCAACAUUAUUCCUCAAAACUAUUUCAGGAAAUCAGAAGUGUAUGCCAGAGUUCCAACAAUUAAGCUUUAUGAUGGUGAUAUGAUAGAUGUCCUUUCUGUGGAUUUUCCAAAUGGCAAAGUAAUUGAAAACUCACCAGAUGGAACAAACACAAGACUAAUUUUUCACAUCAGUUUUAAAUCAAUGAAGCCAGUGUCUUUUUCAGCUGAUGUGCUAUUUUUGGAUGAUGAAAAUAACUGGUUUGCAGUGCAGGUUACUGCAGUAGCAGAAAAUUGCCUUCUUACUGUUUAUCCAUAUUUGGCAUAUCACUCUGAUGAUCAAAAAGUUAUAUUGAAGGAAGAGGAAGAAGGACAUUCUCCUUCAAACAAGGGAAUGCUGAAUCCCACUUCUCUUCCAAGAAUACCAUCUCCCAUCCGUAGCCCCAAAACCUGUACUGAUUCUGAAUUACACCCUGAAGAUUCCCUUUUCAGUAUUGAUAUGGUAUGUAAAAAAUUACCACUCAAAGGAGGUGAAAAACCAGAGACAGAAGAAAAGGAAUAUGCAGGUGUGAAACAGGGACAACAUUUUUAUCCUGAUGAAGACAAAAAGGAAUAUGCAUUUUUUGAGAAAGUUGUUACUGCAGUUGAGAUGUGGUUUAGUCUCUUUGGUUGGUCUCACGGACCCAAUCCCAUUUCUAUUCCAGACAGUAUAAGAAGGGAUGUAUCUAAAGGAACAUUAUCCCUAUCACCUGCAACAAACAAACCAAACAAUUCAAAUGGUGACUUUGACAGAUAUAAUAAAACCAUAUAUGACAUGUUAUUCUACUUGAGUGGACAGAUGCUACCUGGAGUUUCAACAACUCAGACAUUACCUAUUGAUGAUACUGAGAGAGUUAUCCACCUCCAUUGGCUACAUUCUACGCUUCUCACCUUCCUCAAAACUCAAGGAGCAUGCCUUCCCUAUAUACUUCCUGAGUUUCUACUUGAACCAGAAGAUUACAAGAAAUGGAUUAAAAUAAAAGCUGUAACUGAAGAUGAAUUUGACAAUACCCCAAAACCUGUGAAAUAUAAUUUGAUCAUUGAGGACUCUAAGUUUGAAACUUUGAGUAAACGUGUUUGGACAGAUGUGUUACUUCAGACAUACAAGGUGCUUAUUCUUUCUCGGAUAGUACCAUUGAGUAGCAGUAGCAUUCCUGUCAUAAACAUUCAGAAUUCUGCAAAGAAUAACCCAGAUUUUUCUUAUAGUAAUAUAUACUCUAAACCUGAAAGGACUGUUCUUAGUUGGAUGAAUACAAAUUAUGAGAAUACUAGACAUAAGAUAUGGAAAACCUGUGAUAAAGGUCUUCCUCCCCUUGAGAAAUGGAUAGUAAAUUUUGAUAAAGAUCUUUUGGAUGGCCUCGUUUUAGCAGCACAGUUGGCUGCUUACUGUCCAUUUUUGAUACCAACACAUUUUGUAGACAUGUAUACCUGUCCACAAGGUCCUGAACAGCACUUUCACAAUUGUUUGAUUGUUGUGAAUGCUCUACGGGAAGUCGAUUUAAAUAUAGAUAUACAGGCCACUGACAUUUGUGAUCCAAAUCCAGUCCUGAUGCUUAUGUUUUGUGUCUAUCUGUAUGAAAACUUGCCACCAUACUUACCUAUGAAGAUUGUUAAAUUUCCCUGUUCUCUGCAUGCCUCUGUUGUCAGACAGAUUCUUCUAAAAAAUCCAAGUCAUGAACAGUUAUUAUAUAAUGCUAAAAUUAUAGGUUGGGAUGCAGUGGAUUUUUCAUUACAGGAAGAAUAUAGACAUCAUAUAAUAACUAUUGCUUCAAGAGAUAAAGUUUAUAUUAAUGUGCUAUUUACUAGUCGCUUUUUACAUCCUGCUGAAGCUAUACUGAUGUUAAUUUCCAAAACUAAAAAUGGCAGCAAAGGUACUACAAUUACUUUUGCUCUAAAGGCUGAAGUUACUAAUUUUAAAGCUAUGGAAAUUAUAACCUGCAAAACACCAUGUUAUGAAUGGAAAAAAAUUUUUGUGAAAGUUAAAAAUCCUUUUCAAACAGAUGGAGAAUUCAGUGUUAAUUUGGUGGAAUCCUCAACUUUUGUGUAUCAGACAGCACGAUUAAAUGCAUUAAAAAAAGCAGAGAAGGAUGAACAUGCUCGCUGUGUAUCUGACUCAAUUUGCACUGAAAAUGACCAAGGAAACCUCUUAAAUACAUCAAUUAGAUGCACCUUUAUGAAAGAGUUCUUCUGUCAGGUGCAGUCUAUCUAUUUAGAAGCUAAAGAGAGUUCAAGUCUAAAUCUUCAUUUUCUUCCAUUUGAUCUCAGUAAGCGAUAUUGUGUUAUCAUAUUCAACAAUCAUAAGAUUGGAGAAUUUGUGUACAUCGUAGAAGGGACAAGCAUUGUUCCUUUGCCUUCCAGAUUCCUCCCAAUAAAUAAUCCAAGUAUUUUGAAUUACAACCACUCUACAGAUGAAGAUUUAGGCAAAGAUGAUCCAAUUCUACAUUUGAAAUGUGAUCUUGAUAAUAUCCUGGAAUUGGAACUUAAGGUGCCACUGGUUAAUGAAGCUAGGUCAAAGGCCCUAGAUUUUUCAGCCCAUCAGCAGAUGUCUUCUCUUGAGUAUGAACGGAGGCAAAUCACAGGAACUCUCCAUAGUAGUAGUGUACGAGCUGCAAUUGCACUCUUAGGACUAACACGACUUGAGACUGAUAUGUUAUUUCAUACUACAAAGUUGAAAUCUAUGAUAUAUACUACAGAAUUAAGUCUUCCAGAACAUUUUGAUAUCCCAGAGAUUAUCUACAUUCCUUCUAUUCCAGAAAGCAGACUUAAGACAGUCAAUAUGGAAGAUAACGAAACACUACAACAAACAGACCAUGCUUUACUUCCUUUAAGAUUUGUUCCUAUCACUCCCGGACGAUAUCCUUGUUUUAUUUUGCUGAAAUCAUCACAAGAUAUUCGAUUGUUUUCCAUUGAGUGUGUAGUGAAUUCUGACAGUCCAGAGGCCAGAUUUCAACUUGAAACCCCAGCAUUUGAACCACUGACUCAGGACAUUCCAAUAAAUAAUCAAACAAAGUCUGAAUGGAAAUGUAUAGUGACCAUAGAAGGAGACUGGUUUUAUGGACCUCCUGUUUUACAUGUGAAAUCAGGAGAAACUGCUUUAUAUCCACUUACAUUCAAACCUAUUCUGGAAUGUGAGGUGACGGGCACACUUAAACUACGGAAUGAAACAGAUGGUAUUGAGCUAGUGUUUGAACUAAAAGGAAUUGGAAAAAAACCUCUGCCCCUGGAUCAUGCUGUGAUAGAUUGUCGAGUGGGAAAAAUGACCAAGAGGCCUAUAAUUGUACCCAAUUAUACAAAAGAUAUGCUGACAUAUAGGGUAACAUCAGAUCUUUCAAUGGUUUGGGGAAAUCCAAGGAUUACUAUAGAACCUGAUAAUAUGAUUUCUUAUGUUCUACAUAUAUGUCCAUGGAAGCGAGGCACAUUUAAAGGUGCAGUUUCAUUUGUGGCUGAAGACACAAAACCAACUGAUCCAGCAGAGCUAAAUAAGGAACAGUCCUUUCAGAAGUGGUUAUUAGAGGCAGCAGAAAGUCUGGAUAACAAAGGAAGUGUUUCACAUGUAAAAGUUUGGUUUUUCCUAGAAAUUAAUAGCUUCCCAGCACCACCUGUAGAUACUGUUGAAGUAACUUGUGCCACUUUGGACACAAUUGGAAUUGAAAUAUCUCUUACUAAUCCUAAAGACAGAGAGCUCCACUUAGAUGUGAUUUUAACAGAUGCUUCCCUCAGUGGACAGUCCACGCUUGUUCUGGAACCAAAUGAAAACAUAACCUAUACUGUCAAAUAUUCCCCAAUGAUUGUAGGAUGUACAGAUCAAAGUGUUGUUUUCCAGCCCCAAAUAGGUAUAGAGUUCUGGUAUUUACUGAAAUUAACUGCUCAAAGGCCAAGACCAACUACAAUGCCAGAAACACGCUGUGAUCUUGGAAAGAAAGUCCCUCAGAUUAUCCCUUUAGUUAAUUCUACAAGUGAAACUCUGGAAUUGACAAUUACAAACAGUAAUCCUACAAAUUUUUUAUUGGAGUCAAACAAAAAAACAACUUUGACUGUAGCUCCUCACUCCACCGUUGAAGUGCCUGUUCAGUUUUAUCCCUCUGCCCUUGGAAGAGGUAAACAGCAAGCUUCAAUCAUCUUCCAUUGUACACAGCUUGAAGAAUGGAUAUUUCAUCUGUCUGGAAUAGGUCUCAUUCCUCUACCCUUGGCACCAGUGACCAUAUGUACGUGUAUUGGUCGGCAUUUGUCUGUAAUUAUACCUUUCAGGAACCCCACUACUGAACAUGUUCUUGUCACUAUCCUUUUGAGAGAUGAAUUCAGCAACCCUAAACUUGUUAUCUCUACUAUGGAUAGCACUGGGGCUAAAAACACUGGUUUUAGUUUUACUCUUAAGCAAACACAAGGAAUACCAUUACUUCCAAAAGGAAAAUUAGAUAUUCCUGUAUUGUUUGUUCCUCAUAUCAUGAAAUUAUAUGAAGCAAUGGUGAUUGUUGAGAUGAUGAGGGCAAAUGGUGAAUAUUGGCCACAUGAUAGCCCAGAUGAAUUGGGCCCAGGUUUGAAAAGCACAAUAAGAACACAAAAUGGAGACAUCUGCAGCAUACGUUGGAAGUACCCCUUACAAGGAAUCCCAGAAGCACCACCUCCUAAAACACACCAACCUAGCAUAAGCUGUAGAGCCAGCAAUCGAGUGGAAGAGACCGUACAAGUGCUUCUAAGUGGCGUAGUUUUUGAAACACCAGAAGAAAGAAAAUUGGAGGUGAUUCCCAAAAAAACACUUUUGGAACAUAAUCAGAAGCAAAACCCAACAAAUUAUAAUUUUCCUGAAAUACAUGAAUUUCAGUAUGAAAUUCAAUUUGAAUCUGAUCUUAUGAAAUCUAACUUGGAAUCUUGUGUUGCACUAUAUUUGAUCAGUAAAGAAAAAAAUGUAGGAAAUGGGGAUAUAGCACUAGUCUUCAACAUUAUCUUUGCACCAAAGAAACCAAUAAGAUCUGUAAUCACUUUGGUGAUACAAUGCAGCACAGAUGGGAUAUGGAAGUUUCCAAUAACUCUGAUUGCCACUGAGCCAGAAGUGGAUGAUGUUAUCAAUAUUGAAGGGAUUGGCUUGUUCAAAGAAACUUCUGUUGCCUUUAGGCUAACAAGUCAGACACGGUACCCAGAGUCAUUCACUGCAUAUUUCCUACCAGGAAGUGAUGAAGAGUUUUUUGUAAAACCUCAGAUGGGAGAACUUCUUCCACUUCACACUGCUGGAACACUUAUCAAUGUUGGAUUCACGCCAAAAAUGUAUAGCAGGAAGCAUCAGGCAACAUUGGUAAUACAGACAGAAAAUAUCUACUGGAUGUAUCAGGUCAAUGGGCUGCCACCAAACACAGUACCACCAACAAACGUACCAGCUAGAAUUGAUUGCAUUAAUAAGAAUCUGAGAACCAUACCAGUUCAUCAGCGCAACUUCCUCCAUGAAAAUGCUAAAUUAAUCACCACAGGGGUAUCUUCAACUAUCAAAGGUGCUCCUUUGGUUUCAAGAAAAAAAUAAACUAUUUUUAAAAAUGUAUCAUUUAUUCUCAAAAGCAAUUACCAUCAUUUUCUUUGAAUUUUCAUUUUUAAUAUCUCUAGGGAAUA
Molecule: messenger RNA, 9608 nt
Organism: Sarcophilus harrisii (Tasmanian devil)
Lineage: Eukaryota; Metazoa; Chordata; Mammalia; Dasyuromorphia; Dasyuridae
Gene: CFAP47
Product: cilia and flagella associated protein 47
Exons: 64
Coding region: 97-9522 (3141 amino acids)
Molecular function (GO): protein binding
Source: RefSeq, a predicted model, not a curated record